Molecule: messenger RNA, 4449 nt
Organism: Loxodonta africana (African savanna elephant)
Lineage: Eukaryota; Metazoa; Chordata; Mammalia; Proboscidea; Elephantidae
Gene: PPP2R5C
Product: protein phosphatase 2 regulatory subunit B'gamma
Exons: 16
Coding region: 58-1791 (577 amino acids)
Biological process (GO): protein dephosphorylation; signal transduction
Cellular component (GO): protein phosphatase type 2A complex; cytosol; nucleus
Molecular function (GO): protein phosphatase activator activity
Source: RefSeq, a predicted model, not a curated record
CGGGGGCGCUGCUGCUGCGGGGGAGCGGCGGCGGGGCGGCGGCGGCCCGCUCCAGCCAUGCCGAAUAAAAACAAGAAGGAGAAAGAAUCACCAAAAGCAGGGAAAAGUGGGAAAAGUUUGAAAGAAGGACAAGACUCAGAUCAAGAGAUUGCCAGCAGGAAAAAUAGCCUUGUUGCUGUCCAAUCUGCAACAUCUAAUAAAGUAAAAGUAUCCGUCCCUCAGCCCGUAGUGAAGAAAGACAAACGGCAGAACUCCACAAGGUUUAACUCCAGCAAUAAUAGAGAACUUCAGAAACUUCCAUCUUUAAAAGAUGUUCCUCCUGCUGACCAAGAGAAGCUUUUUAUCCAGAAGUUACGUCAGUGUUGUGUCCUCUUUGACUUUGUUUCCGAUCCACUCAGUGACCUAAAGUGGAAGGAAGUAAAGCGAGCUGCUCUCAGUGAAAUGGUGGAAUAUAUCACGCACAAUCGGAAUGUGAUCACAGAGCCGAUUUACCCGGAAGUAGUCCAUAUGUUUGCAGUUAACAUGUUUCGAACAUUACCACCUUCCUCUAAUCCUACGGGAGCAGAAUUUGACCCAGAGGAAGAUGAGCCAACGUUAGAAGCAGCCUGGCCUCAUCUACAGCUUGUUUAUGAAUUUUUCUUAAGAUUUUUAGAGUCUCCAGAUUUCCAACCUAAUAUAGCGAAGAAAUAUAUCGACCAGAAGUUUGUAUUGCAGCUUUUAGAACUCUUUGACAGUGAAGAUCCUCGGGAGAGGGAUUUUCUCAAAACUACCCUCCACAGAAUCUAUGGAAAAUUCUUAGGCUUAAGAGCUUACAUCAGAAAACAGAUAAAUAAUAUAUUUUAUAGGUUUAUUUAUGAAACAGAGCAUCACAAUGGCAUAGCAGAAUUACUGGAAAUAUUGGGAAGUAUAAUUAAUGGAUUUGCCUUACCACUGAAAGAAGAGCACAAGAUUUUCUUAUUGAAGGUGUUACUACCUUUGCACAAAGUGAAGUCUCUGAGUGUCUACCACCCACAGCUGGCAUACUGUGUCGUGCAGUUUCUGGAAAAGGACAGCACCCUCACUGAACCAGUGGUAAUGGCACUUCUCAAAUACUGGCCAAAGACUCACAGUCCAAAAGAAGUCAUGUUUCUCAAUGAGUUGGAAGAAAUCUUAGACGUGAUCGAGCCCUCGGAGUUCGUGAAGAUCAUGGAGCCUCUCUUCCGGCAGUUAGCCAAGUGUGUGUCCAGCCCACACUUCCAGGUGGCGGAGCGGGCGCUGUAUUACUGGAAUAACGAGUAUAUCAUGAGCUUAAUCAGUGACAACGCGGCAAAGAUCCUGCCCAUCAUGUUUCCGUCCUUGUACCGCAACUCAAAGACCCACUGGAACAAGACAAUACACGGCCUGAUCUACAACGCGCUGAAGCUAUUCAUGGAGAUGAACCAAAAACUAUUUGACGACUGCACGCAGCAGUUCAAAGCCGAGAAGCUGAAAGAGAAGCUAAAAAUGAAAGAACGAGAAGAAGCAUGGGUUAAAAUAGAAAAUCUAGCCAAAGCGAACCCCCAGUACGCAGUGCAUAGACAAGCCAGCGCCCUGAACAUCCCGGUCGCAAUGGAGACAGACGGGCCUUUAUUUGAAGAUGUACAGAUGCUGAGAAAGACAGGGAGCGAAGAUGCUCACCAGGCACAGAAAGACCCGAAGAAGGACCGUGCUCUGGUGCGCCGCAAGUCGGAGCUGCCUCACGACCCCUACACCAAGAGAGCCUUGGAUGCCCACUGCAGAGCCGACGAGCUGCUGUCCCAGGGCGGGCACUAGCUGAGCCCGGGGUGGGGGGUGGGGGGCGCUGCCGGUCUUCUCUGGGUUCUGUAGAACAUGCAUAGUCCUCGUGCCACACAAAUCAGUUACACUCAAAUCCGCGCUUUCUCGCCCGUUCCUAGGCAAUAACGCAGCUCUGCGUCUGCAGCCAGCAGGAGUUCAAACAAUGGUGGGUUCUCAGGCGCCCCGUGCAGAGCAGGGCGGUGGGCAGGGUCGCCAGCGAGGAUGUCCCCGCAGUCAGACCUAGACAGAUACCCUGGUCAGCACCUCCUUCUACACAGAUGGACUCUCUACCCUUUAACACAGGUGGCUCUAGGAUGCGGCCCAUGGUUUUCAGAUCAGAGGAACACUUUACCAAGUAUUACCUGUUGUUUAAGACUUUUUCAACCUUGAGGUUGUUUCUACAUAAUUGUUACUCAGCCAGCUGUUGUGUUUUUUUUGUUUGUUUGUUUUGUUUUUGUUUUUUAACUCAUUGAGGUGAUUCUCUGCUCUCGGGUUCUAACGAGACUUCCUGGAAAAAGUGACGUGACAAUCCCCAGCAGCUGUUAUUUCCUAGGGCAUUUCUUUACUUUUGUUAAUGGCACGUACACCAUGUCAGACUUCUCGUACGUCAAUCUAAAGCCAUACUUUCAACUCCGUGGCACAGCACCAGGGUUCCAGGAGUAAGCUGGUAGAAGGAACUUACUUCAGAAAGAGCUUCUCUGUCUCCUUUGACUGGAAUUGGAAUUUUACAAUUAUGUGUUCAUAUUUUCAUUCGCAGAACUUUUUUUCCUUACUCAGACAUUGUUGCCCUUUAACAGGGCUCUUGAAUUAAUAAAAUUAGUCUCUAAGGACUCCAUAUUUUGUAGAACGUUAGGGUGAGAUCAUUUUGAGUUAACCAGCUCGCGGCCUCACGCAAACUGCAGCUGCCUUUCGACUUAAGGGAACAAAGACAAUACCGGUUACACUGGCUUGGCCGCGAGGUUGUGUAUAAAUCAGGCGUGGUUCUCAGAGCUUAGGGGAGACCCCAGUGAGGACGGCUCUGAGUCUUUUUCUGUGGAAAGAGCACACACAUUAUAAACACCUCACAAGUAAAAUCCAAUAUCUAAGUUUUCAUCCAUCUUCAGAUGCUGCUGUGUAGCUCACAGACUCCCGCAUGCACUGAGCUUUUUGUUUUAGAUGGGAUAGCACGAGGAGAAAAAUCCUUAAACCCAGCACUUUGUCUGUCCUGUGUUUCUCAGGGUGGCCAGUAUCUUGACUUUAUCCUGCUUGAAAGCUAUUUGAGACGUGUACUGCUAUUCUAAACAAGUGAUUCUAGUUUCUUUUGUCUCUGGCAUAAGAUUAUAUAACUUAGUGUUAGUUGUCUGGAUGCAUAAAAGGUAGUACGUGGCUUCUUCUAAGAUCUGUCUUCAGUCGAGGUCUCCUGUGUCCAUUAAAACACCGUGAGCGCAGACGUGGGUCCUUUGUGGCUGUAGCGCCUGCUGCCCUUUGGUUUCGUUUGAGUCCACCCACCGACAUGGUUGAUUUCCUUGUGUCUUGGGGGAGGGGGUUUUACUGUGCUAAGAGUCAGAGCGAGAGCUAAGUUAGAAGAUUGCCCCAGCCUAAAGUGGGCAAGUCCACUUUGUGAAAAAAAGCAUUUCCUGAGAAACUUGACAACUAUCUAUCCAUUUUACCAUUACGAAAUCUAUAAUUUAAAAAAAAGUUUAGAUGCCUUCUCCUUUUGAGUGAAAAAGGGUGCUUUUUAUUGUAUAAAGCAGCGUCUUAUGUAUUUUGAUAUACCAUUGUUUGAGCUUCCGUCUUUAGCUGAUAGAUUCUCAAAUACCCUUGAUUUUGGACAUUCACUAUGUUUGUGAGAGGUUUCUGGGAGGAAAAAAAAAAUCCGUUUCUGCCCUAGGUAAAAAGCAAAAUAUCAGUGUUUGGUUGAUUGUGUAAAGCUCAACAUCUGAGAACAUCUCUUGGUCUAGGUUUUAUUUCUGCCCUUUACUGAAGAUAAACAUUCACCAAAAGAAAGAAAGAGAAGUUUUGAGAGAAACUAACUUCCUUUGACAAGAGUAUUAAUAUUUUGGCCUAUUAAAGUUUCCCUAGUUAGUACUCUGAGUCCCUGUGCUAAUUAUUCGACUUCUUUGUCAUUAUAUAGACCCACUGCUUAUUGUACCAAACUGAUUUCAGAAGUACGACAUGGAAAAUAAACUAGUAAAUUUGGUGACUGUUUUUCUUCAUAAAAUUCUGCAUUUGGCAUCUUCACAUUUUCCAAAAUGUAUCUCUACAUCGGAAAUGUCACUAUUCCUAGUGUCUUUUUAGUGUGGCUUUAGUAUGGCUUCCUUUUAAUAUUGUACAUACAUUGUAUCUUUGUUUUAUGGUAAUAAGUAAUAAAAAUGUAGACUUCAUAUUUUGUACAAAAUGUCCUAUGUACAGAAUUAAAAAAAAGUUCAUAGAAACAGCAAAAAUAGGUAAGUGGCACAAUUAUUUUUCUUUAGAAAAUAUCUGUAACUUUAUGCUUUAGUGAAAUGUUAAGUACCUACAUAUUUUUUAACAUUUUGUAAUUCAGAAAUUUUUGUUUUGACAUUGUUUAUGAAGAGAAACUUCAUACACUUGCCAUUUAAUAUGCUCUUUUAUCUGAUUUUAAAAAUUCUAAAAAUGGUGUAUUAUAUGGACUAAAUAAAGAACAUGUGAAUUUUA